AUGUCGCGCCGUCGCACUUCCUACAGUGACAUGAACGAGGCUGUCGCAUACCCUUUUGCCAGCCAACCCCCGCCAGCCCCUCAAGCUCGCCGGGGUCCGAUCGAAGGUCCCAAUGGCCGUCGUCUCAUCCGCCGCGUUACCUGGCGCUCGUCGACUUACAAGCUUAUGGCCUCGUUGUGGGUGCUAGGUGUCCUUUACAUCCUCUGGUUGAUCCGUGACCUCUUCUAUCUCCCGUUCGACUCACAGUCCACCCCACCUGUCCCUGCCGAGUGA
This is a messenger RNA of Penicillium pulvis, 273 nucleotides long. RefSeq lists its product as uncharacterized. Lineage: Eukaryota; Fungi; Ascomycota; Eurotiomycetes; Eurotiales; Aspergillaceae. The record is from RefSeq and is a predicted model, not a curated record. The transcript has a single exon. Bases 1 to 273 code for a protein of 90 amino acids.